AUGGGCAUAUUACUCGCAUUGGCCCUGGGUCUGCUCGGGACAGCGUCCGGCCUGGACUAUACCGAACCAUACCGUCCUCAAUACCAUUUCUCCCCUGCCGAAAAUUGGAUGAACGAUCCUAACGGACUACUAUAUCACGAUGGCACUUACCAUCUUUUCUUUCAAUAUAACCCGGCUGGUGUUGAAUGGGGGAAUAUGUCGUGGGGUCAUGCAACGAGUAGCGAUUUGACCCACUGGGAAGAGCACCCGAUUGCUCUACUUGCUCGCGGAUAUCCCAACGAGGUCACCGAGAUGUUCUUCUCAGGAAGUGCGGUAGCAGAUGUGAACAAUACGAGUGGCUUCGGAGUGGAUGGAAAGAUUCCUUUGGUCGCCAUGUAUACUUCUUCGUAUCCCGUGUCUCAAGACCUACCAAGCGGAAAAUCUAUUACCGCAGGGCAGCAAUCCCAGUCAAUCGCCUAUAGUCUCGACGAGGGAGAGACGUGGACAACAUACGAUGCCGAGAAUCCUGUAAUUCAUAACCCACCCUCUCCAUAUGAAGCAGAAUUCGAAAACUUCCGGGACCCCUUCGUAUUCUGGCAUGGCGAUACACAGAAAUGGAUAGCCGUCACAACUCUGGCAUCACUCCACAAGCUGCUGAUAUGGAGUUCUGACAACCUCAAAGAGUGGUCCUUGGCCAGCGAGUUCGGACCCUACAACUCUGUCGGCGGCGUAUGGGAAUGUCCCAGAACACAAUACUUCAUCGGCGACUUCGACGGAACAACUUUCCAGGCUGAUCCUGCUAGCAUCUAUCCAGGAAACAGUUCUGCCAACUGGAUGGAUUGGGGUCCGGACUUUUAUGCUGCUGCCAGUUAUAACGGACUUCCUAAUGGAGAUGUGGUCCAGAUUGCGUGGAUGAAUAAUUGGCAGUAUGGCACGGAGAUCCCGACAAGCCCUUGGCGAAGCGCCAUGUCUGUUCCCCGUCAGUUGUCAUUGCAGACGAUCAAUGGGAAGGUGACCCUCGUUCAACAACCGCAACAGAACUGGCAGAGUGUUGCCAACCACCAGACCUUGCAACAUUCCUGGAAAUCCGUAUCGAAAGGAUCAACCAAACUGAACUCCCCCGGCAAGGCAUUCAAGAUCGACUUGAGCUUUUCCGAUCAUGACUCCAAAAAAUCUCUUGCAUCUACGUUUGCGAUCGCUGUCCGUGCUAGCUCUGACUUUAAGCAAGAAACACUGAUCGGCUACAACUUUACCAGCAAGGAGGUCUUCGUGGAUCGGCGAAAUUCAGGAGAUGCAUCUUUUGACGACACUUUUGCAACCUUGUAUCACACAUCACUGUCAGCAGGCGCGGAUAAACGUAUCAACCUGCAGAUCUUCGUGGAUUGGUCUAGUGUUGAGGUAUUUGGGGGUCAAGGAGAGGUCUCUUUGACGGCUCAGAUAUUCCCUAAGGAAGAUGCAACUGAAGCGCGACUUGUCUCGACGGAUGGAGUGACCCAGAACGUCAAGCUUCAGAUCAACGGGAUUAAUUCAGCGUGGCACUAG
Molecule: messenger RNA, 1521 nt
Organism: Penicillium roqueforti
Lineage: Eukaryota; Fungi; Ascomycota; Eurotiomycetes; Eurotiales; Aspergillaceae
Product: glycoside hydrolase family 32 protein
Exons: 3
Coding region: 1-1521 (506 amino acids)
Biological process (GO): sucrose catabolic process
Molecular function (GO): sucrose alpha-glucosidase activity
Source: RefSeq, a predicted model, not a curated record